Nymphaea colorata (pocket water lily) is the source of this 2930-nucleotide messenger RNA. Its product is annotated as calcium-dependent mitochondrial ATP-magnesium/phosphate carrier protein 3-like. Gene Ontology annotation, biological process: transmembrane transport. Gene Ontology annotation, molecular function: ATP transmembrane transporter activity; calcium ion binding. The transcript is spliced from 5 exons. Bases 801 to 2360 code for a protein of 519 amino acids. NCBI's taxonomy places the organism in Eukaryota, Viridiplantae, Streptophyta, Magnoliopsida, Nymphaeales, Nymphaeaceae. The record is from RefSeq and is a predicted model, not a curated record.
CUCAUCUUUGGAAGCCAGAGAAAAUAACUUGGGUACAAAGUGCGGGGCAAAAAGGAGUGGGGGUUAGAGGGAAAGGGAGAAAUGGCCGGUCGCAAGAGACGCUACGCCAGAUAUAUUUUUUGAAGAAUAUGCGUCUGGUUAUACGUUUUUAUCAUUCAUCGUUUCCUUUACAGGAGAAGGGAAGAUGACGAAGAGCCAACUCUAAAUCUCUCUUUCCCCCUCGCCCUCCCUCAUAUGGAGACCUGGCUUUCCGGCUCGCCCGGCGAUUCGCGAUCCGUGGAGUUGUUCCGGCAUACUCCCGCCCCGAAAACGAUGGAAUAGCGGGAUCCCGGUAAGGAUUUCCGGCCGACGGAAGGGACUGGAUCUUUCGACCACUGGUAACCUUGACCUAAUAUCUGCGAGCCUGUGGUUUUUUGUCUGAUCCUCAUGCAAAGGAUUUCUUGGCCGGAUUCCAGUUUUUUGGGUGGAAUCGAUGGUUUUGAGAAAGUAUUCGGAUCAGUCCGCGCACAGUUCUUGAUAUAUUUUUUUCUGUGCGGUAAUAGGAGAAUCGGAACUUGGAUGGAUUUUUGACGUUGAUCACCUGCUUGCUUCAUUUUUCUCUUGAACUUAUUGCGAUGGACCUACAUCUUCAGUUGAGCGUAUAGUCUUGCCAAUUUCUGGUUGUCAACUCUGUUUUACGUCCACUUUUUUCCUUCUAUGACGGGUUUUGAUGCCCAACGAUCGGUCUCCGGUUGAAAAAUUAGUGGCGCUGGACGUUUCAUGGACGGUGAUUCUGUAGAUUAGUGUGACAUCUGUGAAGAAUGUCAGGUGCUGGACAGGCGGUUGAACAUGUCGGAUUCUCAAAAGCGGAGAAGAAAUCGAUGUCGGAUCGUUUGUCUGGUGCAACGAAAUCCGGCAGUGAACGGAAGUCAGGAUGUUGCAAUCCGGUGCGGAAGUCAGGUCCUGUGUCCAUGGAACAUGUACUUUUGGCAUUGAGGGAGACUAAGGAGGAGAGGGAGCUUAGGAUUCGGAGUCUCUUUAACUUCUUUGAUGCCUCAAAUAGUGGUUACCUUGACUAUUCACACAUAGAGUUGGGCCUCAAGGCACUUCAGAUACCUGCAGAGUAUAAGUAUGCGAGAGACCUUCUCAAAGUUUGUGACGCUGACAGGGACGGGCGUGUUAACUAUCAGGAGUUUAAGCGCUACAUGGAUGAUAAAGAACUUGAGCUUUACCGCAUUUUUCAAGCCAUUGACGUUGAACAUAACGGAUGCAUUUUGCCAGAAGAGCUAUGGGAUGCACUUAUUAGAGCAGGAAUUGAAAUUGAUGACGAGGAACUUGCACGAUUUGUGGAGCAUGUCGAUAAAGAUAAUAAUGGAAUAAUUACUUUUGAAGAAUGGAGGGAUUUCCUUCUUCUUUAUCCCCAUGAAGCAACAAUUGAGAACAUCUAUCACUACUGGGAAAGAGUUUGCCUUGUGGAUAUUGGGGAACAAGCUGUUGUACCAGAGGGCAUCAGUAAGCAUGUCCAUGCAAGCAAAUAUUUGAUAGCAGGGGGUGUAGCAGGUGCAACAUCCCGGACUGCAACAGCUCCACUGGAUCGCUUAAAAGUGGUGUUGCAAGUACAAACGGCACGUGCUCGGAUCAUACCGGCGAUAAAGGACAUCUGGAAAGAAGGUCGUCUUUUGGGAUUUUUCCGAGGCAAUGGCAUUAAUGUCAUGAAGGUUGCACCUGAAAGCGCCAUAAGGUUUUACACCUAUGAAAUGCUAAAGAACUUCAUUGUGGACGCAAAAGGAGAGAGUAAAGCUGACAUAGGCACUGGUGGCCGCCUUUUGGCUGGUGGAGUAGCUGGGGCGAUUGCACAAACAGCAAUAUACCCAAUGGAUCUUGUGAAAACUCGGUUACAGACGUAUGCUUGUGAAAGUGGAAAGGUUCCAAAACUGAGAGCAUUAUCAAAAGAUAUAUGGGUCCAAGAAGGUCCUCGUGCCUUCUAUAGAGGGCUCUUUCCAUCUCUUCUUGGGAUGAUUCCUUAUGCAGGCAUUGAUCUGGCUGCUUAUGAGACUUUGAAAGAUAUGGCAAGAACAUAUAUUUUGCAUGACAGUGACCCUGGCCCUCUUGUACAACUUGGCUGUGGAACAAUCUCAGGAUCCAUCGGAGCAACAUGUGUAUAUCCCCUCCAGGUUAUAAGGACAAGAAUGCAGGCACAGCGUUCUAAUGCAAGUGCUGGCUAUGAGGGAAUGUCUGAUGUAUUCUGGAGGACCAUGAAGCAUGAAGGUCUUUCAGGGUUUUACAAGGGUCUGUUUCCCAAUUUGCUCAAAGUGGUGCCAUCUGCUAGCAUCACAUAUCUUGUUUACGAAGCAAUGAAAAAGAAUCUUGAUCUCGACUAAGGUUUUGCUUUAACUGGAUGGUGGCACCAGCUAUUCCUGCGGCUGACUAUUGGUUUGGUGACGAGGAAAACAUAGCUGUGAUGAUGGUUAUGACAGCAGUAGGGUUUUCGAUGGGUUUUCUCAUGUCUUCACGCAAGGGUAACAGUUUAGCUGCCAUUUUCAGCUCAUCAAGCUCACUGCAGUGAAGUUUUUUAUUUAACAUUUGGAGAAACGAUAGAGAGAACUUGUAAAAGUUUCUAAUGUCCUUGUCAAAUUUCUGGGAGGAUCAUCUGGUGAAUGCUGAUAUGACUGGAGGAUGCCCUCCACAAACUGUUGGGAGAAUAACUUCUUCUUCGAGUAAACUUUGUACUAUAUGCCAGUUGAGGUUCAUUCAUCGUUCUGCGGCAUUUCUUGGGCCCUUGUGCCCAUGAGGCGAUAACAAUCCCCAGUAUAUCACCUACUGGAGAUGGUUCUUUCCAGUAUAUCAAGGACAGAGAUAGUUGUCUUUCCCGCAUUCUACUCCAGGAUAUAACUUGUUAUAUUGUAUGAAUACUAUUCAUUAAUGAGUGAACACCAAAAAUUGGAAUUUCA